AUGGCCUCCAAGUGCCCCAAGUGCGACAAGACCGUGUACUUCGCCGAGAAGGUGAGCUCGCUGGGCAAGGACUGGCACAAGUUCUGCCUGAAGUGCGAGCGCUGCAGCAAGACACUGACGCCGGGCGGCCACGCCGAGCAUGACGGGAAGCCGUACUGCCACAAGCCCUGCUACGCCACGCUGUUCGGACCCAAAGGCGUGAACAUCGGCGGCGCCGGCUCCUACAUCUACGAGAAGCCGGCGGCGGACGGCCCGCAGGUCACCGGCCCGGUCCCCGUGGAGGUGCCCGCUGCCCGCACUGAGGAGCGGAAGGCGAGCGGCCCCCCGAAGGGGCCCAGCAAAGCCUCCAGCGUCACCACCUUCACCGGGGAGCCCAACAUGUGUCCGCGCUGCAACAAGCGGGUCUACUUCGCCGAGAAGGUGACGUCGCUGGGCAAGGACUGGCACCGGCCCUGCCUGCGCUGCGAGCGCUGCGGGAAGACGCUCACGCCCGGCGGCCACGCGGAGCACGACGGCCAGCCCUACUGCCACAAGCCCUGCUACGGCAUCCUCUUCGGGCCCAAGGGAGUGAACACUGGAGCUGUGGGCAGCUACAUCUACGACCGGGACCCCGAGGGCAAAGUUCAGCCCUAG
Messenger RNA from Pipistrellus nathusii (Nathusius's pipistrelle), 633 nucleotides. The record is from the annotation of a GenBank genome assembly. Lineage: Eukaryota; Metazoa; Chordata; Mammalia; Chiroptera; Vespertilionidae.